Messenger RNA from Ornithodoros turicata, 4140 nucleotides. RefSeq lists its product as uncharacterized. NCBI's taxonomy places the organism in Eukaryota, Metazoa, Arthropoda, Arachnida, Ixodida, Argasidae. The record is from RefSeq and is a predicted model, not a curated record. The coding region runs from base 19 to 4140 and encodes 1373 amino acids. The transcript has a single exon. Gene Ontology annotation, biological process: DNA integration. Gene Ontology annotation, molecular function: nucleic acid binding.
CCACCGUCGGAGAAGCCCAUGUCCGAAGCAACGGGACAACAAAGCCAAGAAGCAGGUUCGACAGACGCCGCGGAGCCACGUCAAGUAAGCGAUAUGACGAGCUCCCUACCAGCCCUUCCACCGUUCGACCCGCACUCAGAUGUGUCCUCGCUCGCUCAGCGUUGGACCAGGUGGUUAGCUCGAUUCGAGAACUUCAUUCUGGCGGCCGAUGUCAAAGAUGCAGAGCGCAAGCGUGCAAUGCUGCUCCACUAUGCCGGCGAAGCAGUGUACGGCAUAUUCCUGUCGCUCUCUAACACGGGAACGGAUUACAAGACUGCCGUCAAAUGCCUGACAGAGCACUUCGCUCCUAAGAAGAAUACAGUUUUCGAACGACAUGUGUUUCGACAGGCCAGACAAGAGCCUGGAGAGACGUUGGACCAGUUUCAAGUCCGACUCAGAAGAUUGGGUGCAACGUGUGAGUUUACCGCCAUUGAGGACGAGAUAGUCUCGCAGAUCAUAGAAGGCACAUCGUCGCAGAAACUGCGCAGGGCUGCACUUCGCGAGACGGACAUCACGCUGGAGAAACUUCUUAGCACGGGACGCAGCAUCGAGAUCUCCGAAGUGCAAGCUAGCAGCAUAGAGAGCCCAACGUCAGCCCAACCUGUGCAGAAGAUCACACCAAAGAAGCAGCCGCAUGAGGGUCCGCCUCCGAAGAAAAAUCACCAGCGAAAUCGUCCGAAACAAAACCACACUGGAGACACCCAAGCAGAGAAGUGCUCAGCAUGUGGAAGGACCUGGCCCCACAAAGGUGGCAAGACAAACUGCCCAGCCUGGGGACAGACCUGUCAUAAGUGUCAGAAGAAAAAACACUUCGCUAAAUGGUGCAGAGGCCCUAGAGAGACAAAGGAAACAGUGCGAUCCCUGGCUGCAUCGACCUCCACAGCAGACCCUCAGCAAGCCCCGAGCUCAGAUGAGUCACUGUUUCAUGUGCGAACCAACACGAGCAAGCUUCCAGUUGUCACCGUCAAGGUUAAUGAUACGUCAAUAGACUUUUACCUGGACACUGGAGCUGGGGUCAACGUUGUAGGAGAGCAAACCUGGCGUAAACAGCUCCGAACACCGUUAGACGCUACAGCAACCCGUCUCGUACCGUACGGUAUUACCCAAGAGAUACCUGUGCUGGGAACAUUCGUUGCUGAGUUCAGUGCCCGAGAAACGAAAACGAGAGCACCAGUGUACGUUGUAAAAGGGUCACAGACAUCCCUUUUGAGCUACCAGACAGCCACAGAACUACAACUCGUCAGCGUUGUGCAGAACAUUGCCGAGAAGUCUUCCGUCGACGCCGUAAAGGAAUUUCCGAAGCUGUUUGAUGGACUCGGUAAGCUCAAGGACUUCCAAGUGAAACUAGAGAUUUCGAAAGACGUGCAGCCCGUCGCCCGUCAGCACCGGCGGAUUCCCUUUCGGUUAAGAAAAGCGCUAGAAGCCGAGGUGUCACGGCUGGAGGAACUCGACAUCAUCGAGCCAGUGACAGGACCGACACCAUGGGUUUCCCCUGUCGUCCUAGUUCCCAAGCCUCGGAACGACGGAGCGGUGAGAAUGUGCAUCGACAUGCGAGAACCCAACACAGCAAUCACGCGCGUUCGUCAUGUCAUGCCUACCGCAGAAGACAUAGUAAACAUACUAAACGGAGCUGCAUACUUCUCGAAGCUUGACCUCAAUGAGGGCUACCACCAGCUUGAAUUAAACGAAGAGUCAAGAGUCAUAACCACUUUCGCCACACACUGCGGUCUCAGAAGAUAUAAACGAUUACUCUUUGGCGUAAAUGCCGCAGCAGAAAUAUUCCAGGACGCAAUCAGACAAGUCCUGCCAAAUGAAGAUGGCAUCAUCAGUGUAAGCGACGAUAUCCUAGUGUCAGGGCGCACAAUCCAAGAGCACGACCGCCGUCUGCGCUUAGUGCUGAAACGUCUUGAAGAUGCAGGACUCACACUCAACAAGAAAAAAUGUGUCAUCGGUGCUCGAGUCCUCAAAUUCUUCGGACACGUGUUUUCGGCCGAGGGAGUGAGUGUCGACCAAGACAAAGUAGCAGCAGUAGCUGAAAUGACACCACCGAGAAACCCGACCGAAGUCAGGAGCCUUCUCGGAAUGGUUAAUUACUGCGGCAGAUUCAUCCCUCGCCUGGCCGAACUCGUAGAGCCACUGAGAAGCCUGACACACAGGGACGCCGAAUUCUCCUGGACAACAAAACACCAAGAGGCACUUGGCAAAGUGAAGGAGGCCAUGUCCCAAGCACACACUCUGGCGUACUUUGACGACAGCAAAGACACAUAUCUCCUCACCGAUGCUGGACCUGAUGGAUUAGCCGGCGUUUUGGUCCAAGAAAGAAAAAGGGACAAGAUACCCAGUAUCUUGGGGUACUACAGCAGAGCACUAAACCUGACUGAGAAGCGAUAUCCUCAGAUUGACAAGGAAAUGCUUGCAAUUGUGUCGGCUAUCGAACACUUCCGAGUAUACCUCGCUGGGGGACACUUCACAGUAAAGACAGACCAUCUACCGUUGGUGUCCAUCCUGAGAAACCCCAGUGCAAAACUGUCAGCAAGACUAGAACGUUUAAGCCUCCGAUUGCAACACUACCUAUUCGAGAUCCAGCACAUCCCGGGAAAGGACAACCCUGCGGAUUAUUUGUCCAGGCAUCCGCCUCCCUCACCGCAAGAAAUCAAGCCUUUCCGAGAAACAGACGCAGUUGAAGAAUACAUAUCCUUUGUAAUGAAGGCAGCCACGCCAAACGCACUAACCGUGCACGACAUCGAAGAUGCAUACAAGAACGAUGCGCAGAUGAACAGUUUAAUCAGCGCACUACGGGCAGCUGAUCGAAAGUCUCGUGAACGCCUGUGGAAAGAUGAAAAGCUAAAACCUUUUGCCCAAAUCAAGGACGAGCUAACUGUGACUGACAGCAACAUAGUCCUGAGAGGAACUCGUCUGGUGAUCCCCGAGAAAGCCCAAAUGCAGGUCAUCCACCUUGCACACCAGGGACACCAGGGUCUGGUGAAGACGAAACAGCUGAUACGAGAGAAAGUGUGGUUUCCAGGCAUAGACCAGAAGACGGAGGCCGUGAUCAAGAGAUGCGCAGCCUGUCAAACAAUUGUCGAGGAGAAAAGGGUUUCGGCCCUGAUGAUGACUCCACUACCCGAUGGGCCAUGGCAGUCACUUGCAGCAGACUUUGCAGGACCCUUGCCAGGAAACAGCUACCUGCUAGUGGUUGUGGACGAGUACUCACGAUUCCCCAUCGUUGCGACGUUGUCUUCACUGACUACCACAGCGGUAACGGCAAAACUCAACGAUAUAUUCGCAGUACACGGCUUACCACAUGUACUGAAAACAGAUAACGGUCCACCAUUCUUCUCGAAAGAAUUCGCAAGCUAUCUGAGCCAAAAUGGCAUACGUCAUCACCGUACCACCCCACUGUGGCCGCAAGCAAACGGUGAAGCAGAGAGAUUUAUAAGAAGUAUCAAGAAGACCGUGAAGGCGGCUGGCGCCUCCGGAAGCAACUGGAAAGAAGAAAUCAGCAACUAUCUCCUGAACUACAGAGCAACGCCACACUCCACGACUGGCAUUACUCCAGCAGAACUUCUGUUCGGCAGAAAAAUUCGAACAAGAAUUCCUGAGAUACCAGAAAAGAAACCCCAUGAGAACCUGGAAAAGAGAGACCGGGAGAAGAAGGAGCAAAUGAAAGCAUAUGCAGACAAGCAGCGUCAUGCAGCGCACCAUGAACUUCGACAAGGAGACACUGUGCUACUGAAACGGCAGUCGCCACUGUCGUGUGAGUCUGCAUAUGACCCUCGACCCUACCGAGUCAUCAGGGUCCAGGGAACAGCGAUCACCGCCGAACGCGACAACAAGAAAAUUGUCAGGAAUGCCUCAUUCCUUAAACGCGUUCCUAAAAUCCCCUCUCAGGAUUCGGACGAGUGGCAAACAGCGGAGCACCCUGCCCAUACAGCUGUUCCUCCUGCCAACGCAGAAGAUAGCACCAGCCCUUUUGAUGCGAGCCCGGAUCAACGCACAACCGGCAGCCAUACCACAGCAGCAGUGACAAACUGCCGUAGUUCCGAACGUGCAAAUCGCGGAAAACCGCCUACAAGAUUUGCAGACUACUUCUUUAUGUGA